AUGACGACCACUGCACCAGAACUAUCUAAAUCAGAUUUUUUUGAUUUUGUAACUUCAAAUGAAAUAACUGAUGCUCAAUAUAAGCAGCAAAUGCGAUCUGUUAAUGUAUUUAUGGAAUCGCCUGAUUCGAGAUCAAAUCCAUUAUUGUCUGAAGACCCCAAAGAACCCAACAACAAUAAUCUGCUGAGUGUAACCAACGUGCAAUCUUCGACAAGUAGCAGUAUGACAACCACCGCGAGUUCGAAUCCACUUCAAAGUUUUGACUCCAUAUGGAAUGUGGACCGAGAUAGAGAUCGGUUGGAGACGGCAAUGCUAGAAGAUCUUAAUAAAUUUUAUUGGAAUCAAGACAACGAAAUUAAUGGGACACAUGCAUCUACUGAUACUGCGAUUUCGAAUAAAUUAAUUAGUAAUAAUACUGAUGGGCAGAUAUACACACUGACUGUUCUUAAUCAAGAUAUUAAUGAAUCAAGUACGAACCGCACAUACAAUUGGGGAAAAGAAGAAGAUGUUUCAAUGUCUAGUCCAACAGAUUUGGAACCAAAUUCUUCAUUAGACCUUGAAACAAUAUUGAACAUGAAUGGAUUUCCUAACGAUUUUAGCCAAGACACACUUAGUUCAAAUAUUCUACCAAAAGUAGAAAGUUACAAUUACGAAGAAGGCGAUCCCGAAAAUCCUAUUACAGAAAUAAGUACAAGAAACUUGGUAAAAGUAGAACCUUAUAAUUACGAUGAUAGUGAAUUUAGGAGUAACGAUAAAAAAGAUGACUCAAGCCACGGCACUAUUAUCAGCACGCCAACUUUGUUAGAAGUUGAAUACAAUAACAACAAUAAUGAUUGGAAACUGACAGAUCAAAAUACAGAGUCAAAUGAGUCUUUAUUACGGAGUGCCUUGCAAGGAAAAGCUUUUAUUAGAUAUAGUACAAUACAAAAAAAUACUGUUACCAAGCUUGACGCAGAAACAGAACUAAAAAGGGUUAUCAUAAAUAAUAACAACAAAGCUGAUGUACCGUCUAUGUAUCAAGACAAUAAAGAAACAGAUACUGAAUUAUUAAUGUCGAUGGGUCCACCAAGUGGCAAUGUUAGUAUAUCUAUACUAUUAGAAGAACCUACUGCCGCUGUCGUACCUAAUGGCGAGAAUCCUACAUCAACACAAAGUGUAGACGACAUUAUACUGUCACAGCUGGAUACCAGCUACCCCGACGAUUACGAAAAGUUAAAACGGAUAGCAACAGAAUUAGGUGAAUCGGUUCAACCAUUUUGUACUGUUGAGCCAAUUGAUCCUACGCGUAGUGUGUAUAAUAUACACCAUGUAAAUGGUGAAUUAGUAACAAUGAUUCCUGCUGGAGAGGUUCAGUUACCGCAACACUUACAAAUAGUAACAGCAUCGCCUACUGUUUCUAGCACAAAACCAAUUGGAAAAAAAUACAGUAAACGACCCCCAAAUAAAAAUUCACCGCCAUCGACCCAGGCUCAGUCAGGUACAGCUGUUCAAGCUGCUACAUCCACAUCUAACGGUGUCAGGAAAGAAAGAUCGCUACAUUACUGUUCCAUUUGUUCGAAGGGAUUUAAAGAUAAGUACUCUGUAAAUGUACACGUAAGGACACAUACAGGUGAAAAACCCUUCACUUGUUCUCUCUGUGGAAAAAGUUUUCGACAAAAGGCGCAUCUAGCAAAGCAUUACCAAACUCACAUCGCCCAGAAAAGUGCCGCGGCUAAUGGCGCCUCAAAACCCACCAAACAGCGGUAACUGAAAUGCUCACGCCGUAUUAAUUUUUCCGUUCCAUUGAUAGUCAAUUGAACUUAAUGACUGAUAGCGAGUGUAUUUUUAAAUCAAACACGUAAAGGCUGACAUAUCACAGAUGAAUUUGGUAAGGUGCUAAAUAAAUGAAUAGUUUAAACGUUUAAGAAAAUGAUAUAAGGAAAAGAUUCUCAGCCAUUAUCAUGCUUGUUAAUUUGUAUGUAAUUCCGCCCGUUACCGAUUACUCUUAGCUUUAGCUAGUUUUAGCAAUGUAUGUACAUGUACAAGUAAGUGAUUUUAUAAAAAUAUAUUUAAACUCUACACUCCAUAUAAA
Messenger RNA from Melitaea cinxia (Glanville fritillary), 2071 nucleotides. RefSeq names its product transcriptional regulator CRZ1. Lineage: Eukaryota; Metazoa; Arthropoda; Insecta; Lepidoptera; Nymphalidae. The transcript has a single exon. The coding region runs from base 1 to 1746 and encodes 581 amino acids. The record is from RefSeq and is a predicted model, not a curated record. Gene Ontology annotation, cellular component: nucleus.